GCUAGCUGCGCUAGGCGAGCGCGCCGGGUCUGCAGCUUGGGCGUCGCCGCUCGCUCCCGCCAGAAGCGGGUCCUGGUGUAGUUGCGAGUUCGGUUGGGCGUCUCGGGAGGGUGUGUGGCUUUGCCGCACGUGGUUCUUGCGGUCGCCCCUCCCACUCUUGGGCGCUGCAAUAUAUAUGCAUCGUCUGGGCAUGGAACGUUUUAUCGGGCUGCAGCAAUGGAGUCCGUGGAGCUGCUGGACGCGCUGGCUUACCUGAUGUGCCUUCUGGGCUGCAAGGCCUUCUUGUGGAUACGGUGGUACGGAUCGCCCUACGGCCGCUACUCGUCUCAAUAUUCCGGCCCCUGUGUGCCCGUGCGCGCCGCCUGGGUCUUGCAGGAGCUGCCCUCGCUGGCCUGGCCGCUGCUGGAGUGUGCCUGCGCGUCCGCCGUGCGCCUCGACCGCCUUCCCAACCGCGUGCUGCUGGCCAUGUUCCUCGUCCACUACAUAUACAGGACCCUGAUUUUCCCCUUUGUGAUCCGAGGAGGAAAGCCGACGCCACUGUUCACCUGUGUGACAGCCUUCCUGUUCUGUCUCUAUAACGGCUAUUUGCAGAGCAGGUACCUGAGCCAUUACGCCGUGUACGCAGAGGACUGGGUGACCCAGCCCUGCUUUCUAGCUGGCUUUGCCUUGUGGUUAACGGGCAUGCUGGUAAACAUCCACUCAGAUCACAUCUUGAGGAAUCUCCGAAAACCAGGGGAGAGCAACUACAAAAUACCAAGAGGAGGCUUGUUUGAAUACGUAACCGCAGCCAACUACCUCGGGGAGUCUGUGGAGUGGUUUGGCUUUGCACUGGCCAGCUGGUCUCUCCAAGGGGCGGCCUUUGCUCUCUUCACGUUUUGUGUUCUACUCUCUAGAGCAAUGCAUCAUCACCGGUGGUACCUUGAGAAGUUUGAAGAUUAUCCAAAGUCUCGGAAAAUUCUGAUCCCAUUUUUGUAUUGAGUGUAUCAAGAAAAUGAUCUUCGUCUCAAAGCUUCACUGCUCUUUCUCUGGGAGACCAUCUAAGUGAACUGGUUGCGGCCGGUUCUCAGAAGAGGGGACUAGGGUAGGGUGGGUGCCAGGGUGCUUACUAUGCAGCGCAGUAGUGUAUGUAGUGCAGUGCGUUGUCAGAGCGCAGGGUGUCCAGAAGGAAGAGGAAGAGCCGUGGUGAUGCGAAGGGGACUGCUAGGAAGCCCAGCAUGGCGGUAACCAUGGAAACACAAGUGAAAAUAACAGACACUGGACAGAGAAAAGGACAGUAGGUGUUGCUCCACCGUCUCCCACCUCCCCUUCCUCCUCCAGUUAGUAGCUUUGGUCCUGUUGUUGGACUCCAUGCAGUCUCAUAGAUGCCAGCUGUACUGUAAGGUUACUGUAACAGUAAAAAUGGUUCAUUUGCUGUA
Octodon degus (degu) is the source of this 1415-nucleotide messenger RNA. It is a transcript of the gene Srd5a1, whose product is annotated as steroid 5 alpha-reductase 1. The transcript has 5 exons. Gene Ontology annotation, biological process: steroid biosynthetic process. Gene Ontology annotation, molecular function: 3-oxo-5-alpha-steroid 4-dehydrogenase activity. The coding region runs from base 217 to 978 and encodes 253 amino acids. The record is from RefSeq and is a predicted model, not a curated record. Lineage: Eukaryota; Metazoa; Chordata; Mammalia; Rodentia; Octodontidae. Gene Ontology annotation, cellular component: membrane.